AUGACAGAGCGUUUAGUUCUUAUUCAUAAUGCCCGGCGAUUAGAUAUCGCAACUGUUCAUGAUGCCUUCCGUGACCACAACAACAUGAUGAACAACUUGCCUGGAUCAUUCGGAAGUGAAAUGACAUACCAUAGUUUGUAUCCGUCUGUCCUCAGAGCUCGUGAAAAUUCCUGGCCUCAACUAGGAAACAUAUCUGAGCUGUGUGAUGUGCUCGAAAAUCCAUUAUACACUUGUAUUACUGCCGACAAUCAGUUUGCUGAUAAUAGCUUUGGAGGGGCUGUCCGGGUUGGUCCCUCUCGAUCAGCUAUUCUUUUCAUGAGCGAAAAGUGCAAGCAAUUUCUCAAAAUUGUUAGUGACAUAUUCAUUCUCUGCACAUGUACUUCUCUGUACACCAUUGGAACCCAUUGGGAAGGAAAUGUCAUACAAAUUGCCUCAAUUUUGAUGGAGACAGAUGUUCAUGGAGAAGAUUAUGAAACACUAGUAUCUGCAUUUUCAAUGCUGAGAACAUCUGUGGGGGUUUGGCACUACUCAAAAGCUUUUUGUGGCAACCCUGUUGUUGCUCGUGCCUUUCAUGACGUCUUUGGAGUAGAAGUUAAACCUGCUCUGAAAGACUAUAUCAAUGACAUUCAAUCCUUCGUCAAUCAAGCUAUUCCUUUUCAAAGUCCAUCACUACUAAAUGUUAUGCAACUGUGCUGUGCUCUUGCAAUUGUACCCAAGGAUAUGCUUCAAAUGGGCAUUAAUCUUAUUGUAAAUGAGGCAGAAAGAAGUGAUGCUUACAAUGAUUCAUUGACCCUUUUCAACUAUUUGGAGAGGGUUUGGAUAAGACAUCCCCACUUCACUAUGUGCGAUGUUGAAAGGACAACUUUUGGAAGUGUUGAGUUGGAAAGGAAGCUUUUCAAGAAAACCUUUGAAGACUUCUAUUCACUGAUCAGAUUUAUCAACCAGAGCCUAUUUAAGUUGUCUCACAAGAAAAUUGAUCAAGUUAUGAGGGGACAAAGAUUGCCUUCUCAACCCAGUGCCUUAGUGAAUGACACCCAAAUUUCAUUUCUACUUCGAUCCCCAGUAUCCAUCACCACUGCAUGGAAUCUACUGAAGACGGUGCAGCAAAAAAUUAGUCACAUAGUGUAAGAUUUGAUUUAUUGUAUUGCAUUGAUUUAAUAAAAUUUGCUCAUUCAUACAUGUCAGCACACAUGAAAAUUAUUGUUAUUUACCGGAACAUGCACUUACACCAACUUCAUUGGUUCUCCAGAUCCUUUUAGGAAAGGGAAAGACAUUGAAGGCAUUCGUUCAGGAAAUAGAAAUUUCUUUCAAAGCCACUUCUUCGGUUCGAGUUUAAAUCUUAAAACAGCCAUUUUGCAUGUAGUGUGGCAAUUGAUCAAGAAGUGCUAUUACACAGUGUGUUUACAGUGAUCUUGCUUCUUCUCAUGCAGACAAGAAUAUGGUUAUUUUUGCUGUAGAUGUUAUGACUGGUCUGUUUUUCUUGCUUUAGAAUUUUCUGACACAAGAUAAGUUUUGAUAGCAAUAGUGAGGAGUUUGAGUCAUAAUUUCUAGUUCCUUGCCCGCUGAUAGUCCUAAAUUAUAUUUCAUAUUUCAGC
This is a messenger RNA of Thrips palmi, 1595 nucleotides long. RefSeq lists its product as uncharacterized. Bases 1 to 1128 code for a protein of 375 amino acids. NCBI's taxonomy places the organism in Eukaryota, Metazoa, Arthropoda, Insecta, Thysanoptera, Thripidae. The transcript has 7 exons. The record is from RefSeq and is a predicted model, not a curated record.